AUGAGUCGUGGAGGAAGUGCAGCUGUUGCAAAGGGAAAGAAGAAGGGGGUUUCCUUCACCAUCGAUUGUUCCAAGCCUGUCGAUGACAAGAUCAUGGAGAUUGCUUCCCUCGAGAAGUUUCUUCAGGAGAGGAUCAAAGUCGGCGGCAAAGCUGGUGCACUCGGCGAUUCGGUUAAAAUCACCCGUGACAAGAACAAGAUCACUGUCACUUCUGAUGGCCACUUCUCUAAAAGGUAUCUCAAGUAUUUGACAAAGAAGUACUUGAAGAAGCACAAUGUGAGGGAUUGGCUCAGAGUGAUUGCAGCCAACAAGGANCGUAACCUCUACGAGUUGAGGUACUUCAACAUCGCUGAGAACGAGGGAGAGGAAGAAGACUAA
Messenger RNA from Arabis nemorensis, 378 nucleotides. NCBI's taxonomy places the organism in Eukaryota, Viridiplantae, Streptophyta, Magnoliopsida, Brassicales, Brassicaceae. The record is from the annotation of a GenBank genome assembly.